AUGCAGAAUAGGUAUACCGAUGCCAUUUCAAGUGCAAUCAAGGAAUGGGAUACUAAAUUUUUGCGCAAAAUGCAGUCCAUCUAUUUUGGCUGCGGGAAAAAAUGUUGCGACAAUAAGGACUUCGACACCGAACAAGUUCAGUCAUGUAUUGAGCAUUGCGAGAAACCGGUUAACGCUGCUCAAAAUCUUGUCCAGGGCGAGCUGAAUCAACUUCAAGUACAUCAAUGUUGUUUCUUUGCAGUUUUUAACUUUUUUUCCUUCAUAAGUAAAUGGGCGUCUUCAAUGGAAACGCUAGUGUGCGUAAACAAGUGUAUUGAGGAGCAAAUAACCAAUGCUAUCCCCGCCACUGUGCGACUUGUUUCCGCACAACUGCAAAAAAUUCGUGCUGAACAGCCCUCCGAUUAG
Hydatigera taeniaeformis is the source of this 405-nucleotide messenger RNA. NCBI's taxonomy places the organism in Eukaryota, Metazoa, Platyhelminthes, Cestoda, Cyclophyllidea, Taeniidae. The record is from the annotation of a GenBank genome assembly.